UCUUUCUUUCAAUUUGCCCCUCCAAUUCAACUACACCUACUUGCGUGCAAUUUCUUCCACAAUCAUCGUGCUAGCCGCCAACCGCCUUCAUACCAGUCCGGCCCGUCCUAAAUUAGAGAAAGCCUGGAGCCAUGUCUCGGUUUUUCCGCAGCGGUGACGACAGCUCUAGCGAGAGCAGCUCCGAGGAAGAGGAGCUCUACUCCGAGGGGGGGGAGGAAGAAGAAGAAGAGCAGGAAGCGUCCGAAGAGGAGGAAGAUGAGGACGACGACGAGGAUGAGUCCGAUGAGGACUCUAGCGACGAAGAAGGUGCCAAGAAGUCUGGUGCAGCUCGUUUCUUGCGUGGUGAUGACUCGGAGAGCGACGAGAGCGACGACGAUACCCCGAAAACCCUCAAGAGCGCCAAGGACAAACAGUUAGCCGAGCUCGAGGCCAUUAUCGAUACUAUCGAGAAACGGCAGAAGAUUAGCGAUUGGGGCGCUGUAUCUAUAGAGUUCGAUAAGCUCAAUAGGCAGGCCAUGAAGAUUGCCGAACGUGGCCGGACGCCGAAGCUCUACGUCAAGGCCCUCGUUGAACUCGAAGAUGCCAUGAACGAGACGAUUUCGAAGCAGAAGGUCACCCCCAAGAAGAUGAAUGCCACCAGCGCACGCGGUCUCAAUGCCGUCAAGCAAAAGAUCAAGAAACUCAAGCAAGACUACCAAACACAGGUCGAUGCCUACAGGGAGGAUCCUCUUGAUUUCCUCGCCUCGGAAGAGGAAGACGAAGUCCCAGAAGUGAAGCCUAAGAAGCUCAAGGCGGAGUUGCAAACUGAUUUGGUUGACGAGGACGCGGACGGGUACGCGACGGUCGGCAAAGGCGGCCGGACUCUUCAGUUUACCCCGGAGAGCAUAUUCAAGCACCUGCGGGGCAUCUUGGAGUCUCGUGGCAAGAAGAAUACCGACCGAAUUGAACAGAUCAAGAUCAUGGAGAAGCUUCACGAGGUUGCCAUCACUCCGUACCAGCGAAUCAAGGUUCUGCUCACUCUCAUCUCCGCACGCUUCGAUCUCGGCACUGGUGGGUCGACGUCCAUGCCGCUUGAACACUGGAAGGCUGCGGAGAAGGAGAUAUCAACCCUGUUCGAGACUCUUGGGUCAGAGAAGGAGUACGUUGUGAUCGAAAAUGCCGAGGAAUGGGAAGACGACGAAAAGCCUCCCACGCUACAGGCUGGCGAGAAGUACAUCAAGAUUCCCGGAAGCAUAGUGUCAUAUGUCGAGCGACUCGACGACGAGCUUACCCGAUCGCUGCAAAGCAUUGACCCCCACACAUCGGAGUACAUUGAACGGCUAACCGACGAGGGCUCGCUGUACAACGUUAUCUUCCGGGGCCUUCUCUACUAUGAGACCCUCUCUAAGGACCCGUCUUUGCAGACCCCCCAAGAUAGCCUGAACCGCAUCGUGAUGCGUAGACUCGAGCACGUGUACUUCAAGCCCGCGCAAGUCGUUAAGAUUCUCGAAGAAAACGCCUGGAAACCUGUACCAUCGGAAGUCGAAUCUACCAUCACUCCGAGGGGGACCGUAACAGAUGCCACUAACCUGCUCAACGUCCUGUGCAGCUACCUGUUCACAAAUAGCGAAGGGAUAAUUCGGGCACGGGCGAUGCUGUGCCAGAUCUAUUUCCUCGCCCUCCACGACGAGUACUACAAGGCGCGCGAUAUGAUGCUCAUGUCGCACUUGCAGGAAACGAUUGGCAGUUUCGACGUGCAGACCCAAAUCCUCUACAAUCGAACUUUAGUCCAGGUCGGACUGUGCGCCUUCCGGAAAGGUCUGGUCUACGAAGCGCAGAACACCCUUCAGGAGAUCUGCGGUAGCGGGCGGCAGAAGGAGUUGCUUGCCCAGGGUGUCAUGAUCCAACGAUACGCCCAGGUCUCCCCCGAGCAGGAGAGACUAGAAAAGCAGAGGCAGCUACCCUUCCACAUGCAUAUCAACCUCGAGCUCCUUGAGUGUGUCUAUCUGACCUGCAGCAUGCUUCUCGAGAUCCCCCUGCUUGCCCAAACCGGCUCCUCCCCCGACAUUAAAAAGCGAGUCAUCAGCAAGACCUACCGACGCAUGCUCGAGUAUCACGAGAGACAAAUCUUCACCGGGCCUCCUGAGAACACCCGUGACCAUGUGAUGCAGGCCUCCCGCGCCCUAGCGGCCGGCGAGUGGAAGAAGGCGACUACCUUCGUCCACAACAUCAAGAUCUGGGACCUGAUGCCUAACACCGACGAGAUCAAGACUAUGCUAUCGAAGCAGAUCCAAGAGGAAGGCCUACGGACAUACCUCUUCACGUAUGCGCCGUUCUACGACACCCUCGCCGUCUCUACGCUGUCGUCCAUGUUUGAACUUGAGGACCGCAAGGUGUCGGCCAUCGUUAGCAAGAUGAUCAGCCACGAGGAACUUGCAGCUGCCCUUGACCAAGUCACGUCGACCGUAAUCUUCCGGAAGGGCGUGGAGCUAUCCCGCCUCCAGAGCCUAGCGCUCACGCUGUCGGACAAGGCUGCCCAGCUCAUCGAGACGAACGAGCGCACGCUCGAGCAACGGACGCAGGGCACAGCCAACGCGUUUGACAGGAGGGGCGGACAGAACCAGCGAGGUGGCCGAGGGGGAGGGCAACGGACUGGCCGGGGUGGUCCUAGAGGUGGCGGAACAGGCCAGAGGCAGGCCGGCGGCACGCAGUUUACUGGCGGCGUGCUAGGCGGUGCGGUGCGAGCCUAGACCCACUGGCCAGCAGCGCUGAAGCGGCGUCAACCCCACACAGACGCACAGGCUCUCUCUCUCUCUCUCUCUCUCUUACACACACACGCUCUCUCUUCGUCUCUUUUAUAUGUACUGCAUACGGUUGGGCUCUCGAGGUUUAAUGAAAAGCACGUCGGCACGGGACUGGCGGUGGGGGUUUGUGAUGCGGAGGUUUACCGAAGCUCGGUCAUGUAGGUAGCUGCUGCUAGGGCAUCGACCUUAGCCGGCGCGGUGGAGGGAUACUCAUAGAUAGUAGCAACUUUAUGGGGAAUAGCGGUCGAUCACCUAGGCGGGCAAUACCGUGAUUGCUUAUUAUCGUCGCUAUUAUUCGGACGCAUCCUUUACACUGCGAAUGGUUUUGCGCGUCGUGACGGAGUAAGGAUGCAGGCACCGCGUAGAACCAACGCAGACAUGGACCAGACCAGUAUGAGCCCUGGACCCAACAUCAGGGAGUAUGCGGAUGAAGUGGCACGGUGUGUCAUGAAUGCGCGCAUACAUAUGUCGGUAUGUGUGAGCAGGCC
Durotheca rogersii is the source of this 3271-nucleotide messenger RNA. Its product is annotated as eukaryotic translation initiation factor 3 subunit C. The record is from RefSeq and is a predicted model, not a curated record. Gene Ontology annotation, biological process: translational initiation. The transcript is spliced from 2 exons. Gene Ontology annotation, cellular component: eukaryotic translation initiation factor 3 complex. Gene Ontology annotation, molecular function: RNA binding; translation initiation factor binding; translation initiation factor activity. Bases 132 to 2729 code for a protein of 865 amino acids. Lineage: Eukaryota; Fungi; Ascomycota; Sordariomycetes; Xylariales; Xylariaceae.